Molecule: messenger RNA, 522 nt
Organism: Acanthosepion pharaonis
Lineage: Eukaryota; Metazoa; Mollusca; Cephalopoda; Sepiida; Sepiidae
Source: the annotation of a GenBank genome assembly
AUGCAGAAAAAGACCAAUAAGAAAACUCGGUGGAGCGCAAAUUCAGUUGAAGUCGGUUGUAAAACGUACCGCCCGAGACCGAUAAUCGUUCAGCACACUCUCUUAUUUCUAUCUAUCUAUCUAUCUAUCUAUCUAUCUAUCUAUCUAUCUAUCUAUCUAUCUAAGUCAAUCGUUUCACCCUGUCAUCUUUUAUACCCUCCCCUCAAUAUCUUUUUCAACUCUAUAUCAUUAGAGAAACGAAAAAAUAUCUAUCUAUCUAUCUAUCUAUCUAUCUAUCUAUCUAUCUAUCUAUCUAUCUAUCUAUGUUUUCUCAUUAUCUAUCUAUCUAUCUAUCUAUCUAUCUAUCUAUCUAUCUAUCUAUCUAAUCAGAUCUAUGAGUAUCUACCUAUCCAAUCAUGCCGAAUGCAUCGUAUAUCUGUUCGUAUAUCUCUAUCUCAAUUUGUUCGUAUCUAUCUAUCUAUCUAUCUAUCUAUCUAUCUAUCUAUCUAUCUAUGCCUGUUCACAUCUAUCUCAGACAUGUAG